AUGCUGGAAUCAGAAUCUCUAAGUGAUAAGGCUCGCAGGUUCUACAGAGAUGUAGUGGAACCCAACAUGGGUGUGAGUCUUUUACUCUUGUCACAGUUCCUCAACUCCAUCAUGAUCCUCACAUGUAAAUUGUUGGAAGGAGACAAGGACUUUGAAACUCCGCUCCAUCCGGUGCAGAUUUUGUUCGUCAGAAUGUUUGUUACAUAUGUACUCUGCGUUUUAUACAUGGUGAUCACUAGAAGUGUGGAGGAUGCUCCAUUCGGGCCCAAGAGCCAAAGACCAUUUUUAUUGUUGCGAGGAAUCAUUGGAUUCUUUGGUGUUUUCGGCUUAUACUACUCAUUGCAGUACUUGAGUCUCUCGGACGCUGUAUCCAUCACGUUUUUGAUUCCCAUGGUGACUGCGUUCUUUGCCUUCAUAAUGUUGGGCGAAAAGUAUUCGGUUCUAGAGGCCGUGUGUGCGGUUCUUUCGUUGGCUGGCGUCCUUCUUAUCGCUAAGCCGGACUUUCUUUUCGGGACAGACACUGAGGUUUCUCAUAAUGACUCAGCAGAAUCCUCCUCUAGCAAGUUGAGAUUAUUAGCAACUGGAGUAGGUCUUAUCGGCGUCUGUGGUGCUUCCGGUGUCUACGUUGUUCUUCGUAAAAUCGGCAAACUGGCACAUCCAUUAAUUAGUGUCAGCUACUUUGCGUUGCUGACAUGUGUAAUCACAUUUGUUGCCACUUUGGUGACGCCCUCGCUCUCGUUCCAGAUGCCUACAACACUUUAUCAGUGGUUUUUGUUUUUUUUGAUUGGUGUUUCAGGUUUCUUUAUGCAAUUCUGUUUGGCAGCGGGUCUCCAGAGAGAAAAGGCAGGUAAAUCGUCGCUAAUGAUCUAUUUCAACAUGGUGUUUGCCUUAUUUUGGGACUUUGCCAUAUGGGGCCAUUUGCCAGGUAUUUUGAGCAUCUUGGGAAUGGCUCUCAUCAUUGGAAAUGCAUAUAUUGUUAUCAAGUACAAGCCAACUGUCCCGGAGGAAGAGCGUCCUCGGGACUUGGAGCAUGAUGCUGUCAAGUAUCAUCGUGCGGAAGAUAUCGUUAUGGAAGAGUUCAAUAUUUCAGAUGAUGACUCGGCGUCUUCUUCUGCGUCCUCUGAUAGACAUUAG
Molecule: messenger RNA, 1134 nt
Organism: Sungouiella intermedia
Lineage: Eukaryota; Fungi; Ascomycota; Pichiomycetes; Serinales; Metschnikowiaceae
Source: the annotation of a GenBank genome assembly